UUCAUUCAAUCCAAUGUAAAUUAUCUCAGUAUAUAGAACUCUCCGAAGCUCAUAAAUCUCUCUUUCUCAAACCACCAUUAAUUAUCAAUUCAGAAGAAGAAGACGAAGAAUUCUGUCAAUGGAUCCUUGCCCAUUUGUUCGUUUAAUUGUGGAGUCAUUGGCUCUUAAACUCCCUUCCGCCACCAAGUCGGCGGGUCCGAGAGUCCACCCAUCCACCACGCCAUGCUAUGCGAAGCUCAAAAUGAAAAACUUUCCAUCACAAACAGCCCUCCUCCCACUCUGUACAUCAGCCACCAAUGACCCGCCGGAUUCCUCCACCUCCGCCGAAGGCUUCCACCUCGACCCCGACGCCCUCCGACGACUCUCAUGCAAGCGUAUUACUCUCAAAAUCUCCCUCUUCGCCGGCCGAAUGGGACGCACUUGUGGUGUCACUUCCGGUAAGCACUUGGGCUCCGUUCAGGUUUUGAUCGACCUUGGUAACGCACAGUCGAGGUGCGUCGUGUACCAUAACGGCUGGAUGAAACUCGGCGGGAACGGGAGAGAGCAGGAUAAGUCGGUGGCGAGGCUGCAUUUCACCGUCCGGUCUGAACCGGAUCCUCGGUUCGUGUUCCAAUUCGGAGGUGAACCGCAGUGCAGCCCUGUGGUUUUUCAGAUUCAAGGGAACAUAAGCCAGCCGGUUUUCAGCUGCAAGUUUAGCGCCGAUCGGAACAACAGGUCACGGUCUCUCCCUCCAGAUUUCAACAGCAAUAAUAAAAGAUGGAUGAUGAGAACCUUUUCGGGUGAUAGAGACAAACCGGGAAGAGAGCGAAAGGGUUGGAUGAUAAUAAUUUACGAUCUAUCCGGUUCACCCGUUGCAGCAGCCUCUAUGAUCACACCAUUUGUCCCGUCCCCGGGCUCUAAUCGCGUUUCACGAUCAAACCCUGGUGCGUGGCUCAUUCUCCGGCCUAAUGGCGACUCGGUUAGUAGCUGGAAGCCUUGGGGUCGUCUUGAGGCUUGGCGCGAAAGAGGGCCGGUCGAUGGCUUAGGUUACAAAUUCGAGCUUGUAACCGACAACGGCCUAACUAGUGGAAUCCCCAUUGCCGAAGGCACGAUGAGCGUUAAAAAGGGUGGGAAU
This is a messenger RNA of Olea europaea var. sylvestris, 1114 nucleotides long. RefSeq lists its product as uncharacterized. The record is from RefSeq and is a predicted model, not a curated record. The transcript has 2 exons. The annotation marks the transcript as partial. Lineage: Eukaryota; Viridiplantae; Streptophyta; Magnoliopsida; Lamiales; Oleaceae.